CUCGGGGUCUGGUAAUUCUCUUUCGAUACUACGCUCUUUAAAUAAUAAUAAUUAGUUAAAGUAAAGACGGGCAUAUUGAAAAGAGUGGCUUUUAUGAUAAGUUGAGAUACGAAGGUAUUGUACAAACGUUACCGCGAAGUCUAUGCCCAAUUAGGCUACAUCUUACAGUGCGAAUUCCUAGUGAAGCCCAGGCAGCUACCCCCCGUGCAAAUCCAAAUCUAGCCCUGCUGCUUCCGCCGCUUUCGUGCGGGUUCGAUGUUCAUCGGAGGGGUGCAUCAUUAAGCUCUUUACUAGAACAGCCUCAUAUUUUUUUAUUUCUUAAACUCUCUUCCCACCAAUUCCAACAAGUAGACGAUCAAACUACCGUUGUAUUUGCGAUCCCAACUUGACAAUUUAUUUUUCACCCACAACCUUUUUACACCUACAUACUUGACCGACGUCAUAUACCAUUACCCCCACCAACAAAUUCAGAUACCCGAUACCCUAUAGCAGUCAAGAUGGCGCAGGUCACUCCCGAAGUACUAUGGGCUCAGCGCUCUUCCAACACGGAACCCGAGAAGAACUUUAUCUAUCUCACCAUUUCGGUUCCUGAUGUCCCCAAGGAGAACCUGAAGCUUGAUAUUCAGCCUACAUCCCUAACCUUCACCGGUCACUCCGAGACCCUGAAGCGAACGUACCACCUAGAUCUUACCUUCUAUGCUGAGAUCGACCCCGCCCAGAGUCAGGUCCACCAUACCGCUCGCAAUGUUGAGCUCAAGCUGCGCAAGAAGGAGCUCAACGACGAGUACUGGCCGCGUCUUCUCAAGGAAUCUAAGAAAGUCCAGUUCUUGAAGACCGACUUCGACAAGUGGGUCGAUGAGGACGAGCAGAACGAGGCUCCAGAAGAAGACUUCUCACAAUUCGGCGGUAUGGGAGGCAUGCCAGGCAUGGGUGGAAUGGGUGGAAUGGGCGGAAUGGGUGGAAUGGGCGGAAUGGGUGGUGCCGGCGGUGACUUUAGCGGUAUUGAUUUCUCCAAGCUCGGUGCUGCCGGUGGUAUGCCCGGUGGCGAGGAGGAGGAAGAUGAGUCUGACGAUGAUAUGCCGGCUCUCGAAGGUGAGGAGGAGGGCAAGGACGAGAAAGACGCGACCAAGGCUGCCGCAUAAACACGUUUCUGCAGGCUCCAAAGCACAAACCCUUCCGGGCGCCUUGUGCAAAAUCCACUCGUCCUGCUUGGACCCGAGAAUACGGCCCAGGCGAUUGAGAGAACUAGCAAGUGGUAAUGCGAUUCAGAUAUGUUUCGGGAGCCGGCGAGCUAUUGGCAAGCUAGGAGGUUAGGUUACCUGGUACUUAACGCUGGAUUCCGAUUAAAAAUUUAUGAAGUAAUUAAGCAUGUUCUGCUAGACAAUGGUGCCGGGAU
This is a messenger RNA of Daldinia loculata, 1396 nucleotides long. RefSeq names its product HSP20-like chaperone. The transcript has 5 exons. Gene Ontology annotation, biological process: protein folding; chaperone-mediated protein complex assembly. The record is from RefSeq and is a predicted model, not a curated record. Gene Ontology annotation, cellular component: cytosol; nucleus. Gene Ontology annotation, molecular function: protein-folding chaperone binding; Hsp90 protein binding. Bases 498 to 1142 code for a protein of 214 amino acids. NCBI's taxonomy places the organism in Eukaryota, Fungi, Ascomycota, Sordariomycetes, Xylariales, Hypoxylaceae.